Molecule: messenger RNA, 837 nt
Organism: Chara braunii
Lineage: Eukaryota; Viridiplantae; Streptophyta; Charophyceae; Charales; Characeae
Source: the annotation of a GenBank genome assembly
UAACCCCACAAAGGCAUGCAACUUGUUGCAAGGCCAGGGGCUCCGAUCUCCGGGGGCAUUUCAAGAACACCCGUGAGACAGCGCAGGCGAUCAAAAUGAUGGAGUUGAAGAAGGCGAAGAGAUACCUUGAGGAUGUCAUCGCCCACAAGCAAGCCGUUCCAUUCCCCUGGUUUUGAGGUGGUGUUGGCCGCACCACUCAGCCGAAGAACAAGGGUGAGACCGAUGGGCAGGCUCGAUGGCCCGCGAACCACACGAGGAGGGGGGAAGAGAGGGGAGGAGUGGGGAGCAGGAGAAAGGUCAGAAGAGCCAGGAAAGUCAGGAGAUUGUGAUGACGGAGAGCCAGGGGGAACACGACGAGGGGAGAGGAAACAGGAGGGAGGGGCAGAAGGGUCAGGGGACGGCGACGACCGGAACCCAGAAGGAACAUCAGGAACUCUCUGGUGAGAAGGAUGGGGGUGGGGGGGACCUGUCGGCGACCCCAAAGGCGGAAAAUAGGCCGCUGCAGCAGGCACACCAGGGCGAGGCCGGACCGACCGGACCCAAGUGCACAGCAACCACAGGACGUAGACAGCCCAUCAACACAAUCAGUACAGCCAGCACAGCCACAGCAACGGGUAGGGCAGCACGAUGCACAGAAAUCGCAGGCGGAACACAAACGCCAAGGGUCGGAUUUUUUUCCCGAUGCCUUUGGGGUCCGGUCAAUGGACAUUGACAUGUCCCCCCCUCCUCCAGAUGUUGAAAUGGUGGACAGCCAAACAGACCCGGACGCCCCCCCGCCAGGAAAUGGACUUGGAUCAGAAGAUCCAAAUAAUCACAGAAUGAAUCAUCAAACACCUU